CUGAUCGAUAUCUGAGGAGAUGCGCGCGCACUGAUCGCCUCGGGGAUCGAUAGCUGAUCGAUAACGCAUGCUGGAGCUCCGCUGCUGUCUGGAGGAUGCGAUGGUCACGUUAGACAGGUGUGCUCUUCCUCCUCCUCGGAUCAGGUGGAUGUGACACACACACACACACACACACACACACACACAUCAUGCAGGCUGCACCCUUCCAGUAUGAUUUCUACAGUGAGGAGAACGCGCCCAAAUGGAGAGGACUGCUGGUGCCGUCACUCAACAAGGUGCUGAGUCAGGUGCACCCGAAGCUGUCGUCGCAGCAGGAGGCGCUGCAGUACAUCGAGGGCCUGAUCCUGGUGCUGCUCAACACUCUCUGUCAGGCUCAGCCGCGCACUGUGCAGGACGUGGAGGAGCGAGUGCAGAGGAGCUUCCCGCACCCCAUCGAGAAAUGGGCCAUCGCCGACGCUCAGGCCGCGAUCGAGAAGAGGAAGAGGAGGAACCCGCUAGCGCUGCCUGUCGACAAGAUCCACCCGCUGCUCAAGGAGGUUCUGGGGUAUAAGAUCGAUCAUCAGGUGUCGGUGUACAUCGUGGCGGUGCUGGAGUACAUCUCUGCAGAUAUACUGAAGCUGGCGGGAAACUACGUGAGGAACAUUCGUCACUAUGAGAUCUCGCAGCAGGACAUCACUGUGGCCAUGUGUGCCGAUAAGGUGCUGAUGGACAUGUUCCAUCAGGUGGAGGAGGACAUCAGUGUGUUUCCUCUGGACGAGGAGCCGUCUGCGGCCGAGGAGCAGAUGUACUAUGACCUGGUGAAGACCUUCAUGGCGGAGGUGCGUCAGUAUCUGCGCGACCUGAACCUCAUCAUCAAGGUUUUCCGCGAGCCCUUCGCCUCCAACACCAUGCUGUUCUCCCCUCACGUGAGUCCCGCUCCUCUGCUCUAGGGCUGUCGCGAUAACCGCAAUA
Messenger RNA from Sinocyclocheilus grahami, 951 nucleotides. RefSeq names its product son of sevenless homolog 1-like. Bases 189 to 929 code for a protein of 246 amino acids. NCBI's taxonomy places the organism in Eukaryota, Metazoa, Chordata, Actinopteri, Cypriniformes, Cyprinidae. Gene Ontology annotation, molecular function: protein heterodimerization activity. The transcript is spliced from 6 exons. The record is from RefSeq and is a predicted model, not a curated record.